AUGGGUCUCGCCGACUUUUUCUCCGACGUCAUCUCCUCCUUCGGCUUCCCCGAGGCUCAGGCUGAGGCUCCCGCCGAGGCCGUCGAGCAGACCACCAGCCAGGAGGCCGAGCCCGAAGAGAAGCCCGCCGUGACCGAGGAGGAGGCCACCCCCGCCAGCGAAGAGACCUCCGAGGAGUCUGCUGCUGAGGAGACCCCCGCUGAGGAGGCCUCCGAGGAAGAGGAGCAGCAGGAGGAAGAAGAGGAGGAAGAGGAAGAGGAGGAGGAGGAGGAGGAGGAGGAGCCUGAGGACAUCAAGCCCCAGCUGGAGGAGGAGUGUGCCAACUCCGCCCAGUGCGCCCCCUACAAGCACCACUACGAUGAGUGCGUCGAGCGUGUAACCCGGCAGCAGGAGGACGAGGACUACAAGGGUCCCAAGGAGGACUGCAUUGAGGAGUUCUUCCACCUCACCCACUGCGCUACCCAGUGCGCCGCUCCCAAGCUCUGGAAGUCCCUCAAAUAAACGGGUCUCCUCAAAAACCCGCCAACUUCUCCUUUCGCGGUUGCCGUAAUGACAAUGACAAUGAACCAAUGGGUUGGAUCCAACCAGGAAACGUCCUUCCGCAACUAGUCUUAGGGGAAGUCCUACGAAAGUUAUUGAUGGCGGUCUGCCGAUGACGCAUUGCAUUGUCUUGGUCUCGGCACCCCUACGUGUUGUCGCGGUCGACGAUGAUGUAUGUUAGAUGAAGGACGGGGGAGGUCGGGCUGCGCCUUCAACUGUGUAUGUACAGAUAGCUGGUCUCUGCCUGUUUGAAACUGUGCUUUCUUAUUUUUCCCUUUUUAUAUCGUUUCCUUGGGUUUUUAUUAGAUGAAUAUUAUUUUUGGACUAG
Messenger RNA from Aspergillus sclerotioniger CBS 115572, 868 nucleotides. RefSeq names its product cytochrome b-c1 complex subunit 6 family protein. The record is from RefSeq and is a predicted model, not a curated record. Lineage: Eukaryota; Fungi; Ascomycota; Eurotiomycetes; Eurotiales; Aspergillaceae. Bases 1 to 501 code for a protein of 166 amino acids. The transcript has 3 exons. Gene Ontology annotation, biological process: mitochondrial electron transport, ubiquinol to cytochrome c.